GUUUUGAGCUACACGAACUUGAAGUUCUCCGCCAACACUCCUCAACAUGCCCUCAAGGUCAACCGUCAAAAGUUCCCCUUUCCAAAAACAUACUGCACCCAAAUCCUCCAAUUGCGCUGUGCCCAAGCUAGAUGAUAAAGGUCCCCUUGCUGUGGUUGUGGCGGAUUUAGUCGCCUCCCGUUUCCAGCCACUGUCUAGUCACACUCCGCACUGCUUAUUGCCCCUGGCGAAUGUUCCUCUGUUGCAUUACGCGUUGUCACGUUUGGUCGAGGAUGGUUUCAAGGACAUCUUGAUUUAUUCGUGUAAUCAAUCCACUCAAGUGGAGGAGUUCAUCCGAGACUCCAGUUGCUACGAAAAUACACGCAUACGCGUUCAUCACGGUGACGGGAGUUCAAGCAUUGGUGAUGUGAUGCGCGAUCUGGACUCACGUCAAGCAUUACGCGGUGUGGCGGACUUCUUGCUGGUACCAGCCGAUUUAGUCUGUGCAAGGCCGUUACUUCCCUUUCUGGUGCAACACCAACAACGAAGAACACGUAAUCCUUCUGCCAUUUUGAGUUUGAUUCUCCCGUACACUUCGAAUGUGAUCAGCCGUUCACAGGCUUCCGAAUGGGGUGUCAUGGCCAUCUUCUCACGUAGCGCUGAUAACCGCCUUAUCCGACUGCAGCAUGUAGCGUCACCAUCUGUCGCCUUUUCUGAUAUUCUGCGCCCCGACCACUGCGUAGAAUUGGCCUCCGAUCUGAUGGACUUGGAGAUUGCUGCGUGCAGUGCCCAUAUACCCCCGUUGUUUCAGGACAACUUUGACUACCGGACUUUGGGUGACCUUAUUCAUGAUGUUUUGACUAACGAGGAGGUUAUGGACUAUUCCAUCCACGUAGAUCCCGUACCGAAUGGUCCACUCGUCUUACGCGCCGCACCGGAUUUACAAACGCUCAUUAACUUGGGUCCACAUAUUUUGUCACGCUUCGCUUCUGUACCAGACGUCCUCCCUCCAAUGUUGCUUCCACAGAACUGUGAAUACUCCGCAUUUGGACCACAGGUUUAUGUUGCAAAAUCUGCUAGCGUGCACCCAAAAGCAAAAAUCGUCGGAGCUUGUUUAAUUGGUCCUGGCUGCCGCGUGGAUUCUCGUGCCUGCCUCAUUGACUGUAUCUUGGCCUCUGAUUGCCGGGUUGGGGAGAAGACCUGUCUUCGUCGUGUAGUCGCUUGUUGUGGAGCCACGUUUGGGGCUCGGGUUUCUGCUGAUACAGCUUGGGUUUGCGCCAAAGCCACUGUGCUCGAUGGAGUGCGUAUGCCCUUCUGUUGUUUCAUCGGCCCUUCUGUAGAUUCAUUGGUUAGCUUGGGUCCCGGCCGGGGCGCCCUCCCUUUCAAGUCCGUACUUGUGGCUCCCAAUGAUAUAGACCUCAUCCUCGAACCUGCUAUUGGAGGGGCUCAAGUUUGGGCUGCGGAGUACAUUCGCAGGAAGCAUCCUGCCUCGACACAUCACGAUGAGACUACUUCUUGCUCCUUGUCUACUGAAAGCGAUAAUGAGGGUGAUCAGAACGUAGAGUCUGCGGAACUCUCUCGUAUCUUAUGGCACACCGCUGAGGAUCGCUUGCGUUCUACAUUCAAGAGGUAUCUUCGUGAACGAAAUCGUUCUCGAGUGCUGAGUGGAGCUAGCGAUUCUUAUCAGUUGAACCGAUCGAUAACACGCAAAAAUCGAUGCACUUCCGAUGUCACAGACAGUGACGCCGAUCUCUCCGGUAUCAGCAAUGAUGAGGGGGAGCAGUCAGAAGUAUUUCUGAUUGCAGAAUUACGUCGUACCAUGGAAAGAGUCCAAGAUAAGACCGAUCUCACGGAGAACCUUAUUUUGGAGGUCAAUUCCCUGAAGCACGCCUACAACAUUCCGAUUGAAGAUCUACAUUUCCUUUUAAUUAAAGCCCUCUUGGAAUUGACUCGUUCAAACACUCCCCCCGUCUCUGAUGAACUAGGCGAACGGGCGCAGCUCCGUUUAUUCAUGGUGGAAUUCACCAAACAGCUGGAACGCUUCCAUGGUGUACUGAAAUCAUAUCUUUGUGGAUCCCAUGCACACGGUCGUUUGUGCCUACAAGCGCUAGAAGAUUCGGCCUGCUACCAGCCCUUAAUCAUGUCCGCCAGCCCUUUCAUUGCGCAUGCCUUGUACGAUAAGGACCUGGUAACAGAGCAAGCUGUCUGGUGGUGGUUGAGCGAGUCCCCUCUCCUGGUCGACGAAGAAUUAGCAGAGCAAACGAAACUAGUACGAGAAAAAAUGAAACCCUUCCUCGCAUGGCUGAAAGAGGCUGAAGAGGAUGACAGCGAAGAGAGUUGCGAUCCAGAGUAGAACUUAUUGUGUAUGAGGCGAGAUCUUGUGUACAUAUUUUAUUUUUCUUACUUCUUUCUGUCCACCGACUUGACAACCUUUCUGCGGAACCAUUCUCCACUUGCAUGAAAACAGCCUUACAAGCUUUUGGGAAAAUUCACUUGUUUUGUAAUUUUAUCUUCUAAAGUUGAACAGUCUCGUGCUCCUGUUAUUCCUCCCGUUAGGCAAAAUAAUUUUAGGAUAAUAAUGCCAAGGAGGUUUCAGUGGACAAGGAAUGUUUCGGUUCUUUAUCUUCACAACUCGUAUCAAUAAGGCCACUAAUACGCCGGCGAUACAGCUCUAACCUGGAUUCCCACUUUCGCAUUACAGUUUAUUAUUUAUCAUCCUAACAUGUAAGUACGUAUCAAGGGCAGUCACCUUUCGUAUCGAAGCUAUAGUAAAA
Molecule: messenger RNA, 2753 nt
Organism: Dicrocoelium dendriticum
Lineage: Eukaryota; Metazoa; Platyhelminthes; Trematoda; Plagiorchiida; Dicrocoeliidae
Source: the annotation of a GenBank genome assembly